Messenger RNA from Anneissia japonica, 4042 nucleotides. Its product is annotated as fibropellin-3-like. NCBI's taxonomy places the organism in Eukaryota, Metazoa, Echinodermata, Crinoidea, Comatulida, Comatulidae. Gene Ontology annotation, molecular function: biotin binding; calcium ion binding. Gene Ontology annotation, cellular component: plasma membrane; protein-containing complex. The transcript is spliced from 8 exons. The coding region runs from base 135 to 1247 and encodes 370 amino acids. Gene Ontology annotation, biological process: establishment or maintenance of epithelial cell apical/basal polarity; heterophilic cell-cell adhesion. The record is from RefSeq and is a predicted model, not a curated record.
AUCAUCUACAUGCAUAUGCAAAUAUGUGAUAUCUCGUAUCAGUAGUUAAAUAUUGGGACGCGAUAAAAACACAACAGUGUGAAAAGUUUGUUGCAUUCAAAUCUCUACGGUUUUCCAGAGAAGUAUUGAUCAAAAUGGCGAAUACAUUACUUUUUUGUUUAAUUUUUUGUGGGUUAUUUGUUGAAAUCCAUAGCGCAAUGGCGCCACAAGCUUGUUUUGAACCAGCCCCUGUCAAUGAACCUAAAAAAGGCUACCAUUCUAAUUUCCACACGGGACAGAAGAUAACUCAGUAUCCAGUGCCAUUAGGUACAACCGUCGAGUUUAAAUGCAAUCCGGGUUAUACGCUAGUCCUCAAACAGGGGUCAGUUAGGGUCACAUGUGAUCAAUAUGCAAGAUGGUAUCCACCAGGCGAUAAUAAAGUGGUAUGUAAAUCUGAUUGCACUGACCCAAUAACGCCAGUUUACGGAACCUACCUUGGUAGUACAUCGCAUGGAUCGACAGUGGACAUAGUCUGCGAUCCGGGAUACUACCUCACAGGUCCGUCCUCGGCUUCUUGUUCCAACGGCGCCUGGACGUACCAUGGGCAAGGAACCUCCAAGUGUACAGAUAUAGACGAGUGUUCCUCCAACCCAUGCCUUAACGGCGCUGUUUGCGCUAAUAUGGAAAACAUGUAUCACUGUCGUUGCCCUCCACUGUACUCGGGUCCCAACUGUGAAAUACUUGAUGAGGGCUGCGCUUCGUCACCAUGCAUUAACGAUGGAACUUGUCUGGACCAAGGUAACAAUCAGUACAAGUGCGUGUGUCAGGAAGGAUACAGCGGUACAAAUUGUGAUGUUGUUCACCAUUGCCCGAUAGAGGGCGUAUGGUACAACAUAAAAGGCGACCAGCUAAAUUUGACGAAGACGCCAUCCCAAAGUGAGAUAGUGGGAAGUAUCAGAAGUGAAGAGGAUGUUACGUCGGGCCAUUCGUCACCAACUAUCAUAGCCGGUUACGCAGCCAAAAACAUGCAGUACAUCACUUUUGGCUAUACGACCGUGCGCAACAACGGCGAGACAACGGUCAGUUGGACCGGGCAGUGCUACCCCUGCAACGGUCAAGAUGUACUGUUCACAACGAACGUCGAAACAGAGAGACUAAACGCUUGCCACGAUCAUAAAAUGUCCAGUAGAGUGCAGGAAGACACAUGGACUCGAGUUCCUCCGCUAUACAAGCCUCCUGGACCUACGGUCCAGCAGGCGAUGCCAUAGUGACCAAGUAUUUAGUCUGCUGCCACCAACGUUAAAUUAACUUUUUUUAAAUGUCGAAAUAAAUUGAAAUAUAUUAAUACUGUAUACGUAUACACAAAUCCAGUCGGGGUCCCCAGUCAUGUCGUGCAAGUCUUUAUUUAAAAUAGAUUUGGCCUAUACGUACAAUUCCCGGGUUUUCUUACAUUUGUAGCAGACGAUGUAUGAGAAUUCCCCACCGCAAUACUACAGUUAUGGCGUCUGUAGCGAGAGAAUAAUAGCUGUAAAUGCAUCGGUGUAUACAGUAUAUAAAUUAAUAAUGCCUUUUAUGGGACAAUUUUACUGAAAAUAAAUAUCGUUAUAUUGAAUUCAUCGCCAAAAAAAACGUGUUUUUUCCGAAUGCUUUAAAGAACAAACUAUGCAGGAAAUAAACUCAAUACUACGGUGACUAAAUUAACGUGAUGAGUUGUAUAUUAACAUAUCAGUUUUCCGAUUACUUUAACAUCUGAAGUAUUACAACAAAUUAAAGGGAAUGCAUCGUUUGUGUAAAUAUUCAAGUUUGCCUCUGCACGUGUGGAGCUUUGUUUUGAGUAGCCUCUGUGAUUUACCAGAUAAGCCUAAAGGUUGCUUCCCAGUAUUGAUAUUGGUGUCUCUUGGUUCUAAACAAAAACGACAUGAAUUUCGGAAGAAUACUUCCUGUCAUCGCUCUCACAAAAUACUCGGUAAUAGUGAUUCCUUAGAACUGUACAUUUAGCACCGUUUGCGUUUCAAAUAUGAGCAUCAAGUUAAAUGUUUGUGUAAAUAAUUACACGUAAUAGGCCUUUUGUUAGACUUCUUUCUUUGCUUUGUUUUAACAUUAAGCGGAUAGGCGGUUUGAAAAAGCGAAAGUACGGCGAAACACCUGCAGGAAUUAUAAAUUACUAUAGCCACUAAUCAGAAAUAGAUAGAUUGUAAUUAUAAUACAAUAGGGUAUGUUGAGUUUACACAACCUGAAGUGUUACCGCUCUUAAUGGUCAGAAGAUACUUUUGAAAAUAGAAAUCGCAGGUGAUUCAGGUGGGAAUAAUAGAAUCGACGAUCUCCAGAUUUACACUGGUAUAAUAGUCCUUCUUAUGCAAAUUCCUCUCAUCGUAAUGAUUGUAGCAUACAGCGCAUACUAGAUUUCUAUUAUUCAAUAUUUAUAAUUAUUAAAUCAGGGAGCUGUUAAUUUUAUUGCAUUUUACAGCUCCUUGGUUAAACAAUACAUCAACAAUUUAGAACAGCGUUUUCUUGCCGUUGGAAAGACGCAAUAAAAAUGCCAAAGUUUGAAGCAAAAAAGACAUUCAAUUAAAGACUGAAGCUAAACAGAUUACAUUAUAUUAAAUAUUUUAAAAAAUUAGUAAACAAAAUGACGAACUUAUUUAUUUACGUCAUCAAUCUUAGGUUUAUCAUCUAAAUGUAUAGGCUUAUGUAAAAUGAAUUAUUAAAAUAAAAUGACUAAGAGAAUUGAAAUUAAAAUAUAAGCCUACGUUUAAGCUAGUUAGAAUAUUAUGGUGGGUCGACCUAUUUGAAUGACCUUAUGAUGGAAAACGAUGAAAUUAUGAUAAUUUUAGAUUUCGUUCGGCUUUUCAUUGGAAUACUUUGCCAGCUGAUUGUUUUCCAAUUUCCUUUCUUUUUCCUUCCAAAUUUUAAAUCUUGUGUCAAAUGUUUUCUUCAUAAACAUCCUAACCUUUGCCUUGUAUGGGGUGACCGAACAUAAAACAAAAUAGGCCUAUACCAAUAGAGCCAACAUCAAAACAAAUGAGUUGGAUUGAAUAUGAAACUGAACGUUUUAAAACUUAUAUACGGCCAUUGUGAGUGACGUAAAGGUUCGUGUAAAACAUGCCCACGCACUUAUAUUGAAUGAAGAGUGCGUGCUUUUUGCCGUAGUAAAAUCCUCUUCACAUCAUAGUGUUUUUGUGAUUGACGGUAUCACCUGAUAUCAGAGCCUAACCAAUUGACGAUGUACAAAUCGAUUAUUGGCCUAUGGAUAAGACACUCACAUUUAAUCGUCUUAACCUUUGCCUACCACAUAUCCAUACGUUUAUAAAUCCAUGUUAAUACUUAGUCAUAUACGGUAUGUACCCAUGACGUAACACAAGUUCAUUAUUUGAUUUUCCACAAUGGAAACACGGUCUUAGGCGUAGGUCUAAGGCCCUAGUGAAUGAUAGGCCUACUCACUUGAAGUAUUACGUGAGCUAGCAAACACGGCUACAGUUUAACUUUAUAAUUAUUAUUCUCUUUACCUCUAACUUACUGAAAAAGAAGUUAUUUGCAGUGUAUUAACAAUUGCUGAAAGAAGCACCACCUACCUACUGGAAAUUUCCGAUCUGUCACGAAUUCGUUCAAAAUCAACACAUGCUCAUGAAACUUUUGAUAAAGAUGAAUUUAAUUUGUCUUACUUCUAGCUAAGACAUCUAUACACGUGUAUAGUUGUCUCAGCUUCUAGUACCACAACGACUGAGAUGGUGUUUAUUUUAGGCCUAUCAUUUUUAGGCCUACAUUGCGCAGUAUUAUGCGCUAUAUGAGUGGAAGACCAUUACCAUUUAUUUUUCUUCAUCUAAUGAAAGCGCCAAUCUAGGCCUACAGAUUUGAAACAAUAAAAUAAGUUAUUAACAGUUAUCGGAAAACUUAAAUAAAAACAAUCUAUGCCUAUUAACAAAAAGUGUAAUUUUAUAAUUUAGUAAAAUUAAUAAAAGUCAUUAAAAAUACUGAGGCUAUUUGUAGAAUUGUAUUAUUAUAAUAAUACGAUUCAGCUGUAAUACAUAAUUUAUGGGACAUGUAAAUAAAAGACCAACCACAA